Messenger RNA from Austrofundulus limnaeus, 816 nucleotides. Its product is annotated as synaptotagmin-14. The record is from RefSeq and is a predicted model, not a curated record. NCBI's taxonomy places the organism in Eukaryota, Metazoa, Chordata, Actinopteri, Cyprinodontiformes, Rivulidae.
CAAAGUUGAGAUGACUUGGAUGGGAAACGAAUCACAAUAGUGUGCAUUGCACUGGCAAUGCACACUGAUUAUUAUCGCACAAUUAUUGAGAAAGGAGCAGGUUUAUACAAGGCUUUUCUUCUUCCUGCUUCCUUUUCAUCCAUGCAUAGUGUUACAAGAAAAAACAUGUUUUGUAUGUUAAUGAUGAAAUUGUUGAAUUGAGUUAUUAAUUUUUUGAUAAUUAAUCGUUCCAUUUCAAAUCUACCAUGCCAGUAUUGAAAAUCACCUCUCACUAUCAAAUUUGCUAAAAAAAAAAUAUAGAGAGCUCCCAUACAAGAUGAAAUAUUUUUGUCUUCAGCAAAUAAAGUUUAAAGCUCAACAUAAUGUGUGUAACUUCUUUUAAACUAGCUCACAAAAAAAGUGGGCAUUUCAAUGUUUUUGCAUUUCAGUGCUACACAACAGCUAUCUUCCACAGUGCACUUGUUGAAACUGUAAAUUCCUACACACUGACUCAAACUCAAACGCCACACAGGCUCAUGAAUGGCCUCCCUGCUCUCUGUCCCCCCCGCCCCUCACUCAGAUGGUACAGCCUAGUCCAGGACGGAGCAUCAUGGCGAUAGACGGUGAGUUCUCAGGCGGGGGGAGAAACUGCGGUGCUCACGAGCUCAUCUGCGUCAGACGAGUCUCUCCUGAACUCUUAGGUGUUCUGUCCUCCAUUGCAGCCCUCAUGGCGUUGAUGGCUCUGGUUUUUCUUUACCUCAGCAACAAACUGUCUGCGCAGAGUCCCGACAGUCUGCCGCAUCUCACCGGCUUUACGGACAACCAGCGAGGUACUGG